AUGGAGAUUACAACAAUACACUUCAUGAACUUGAAGAGAAUAGCAUUGACUAAACAAACUCUCUUUAUAGCUGCUUUCUUUUCACACAGACGGUCCGCAUUUGCCGGUUUCUUCAACAAAUAUUUCAAAUGCUGUUUCACUGUUGAGAGACCCGAGGCUGAUGGAGAUCUUAAGCCAACAUCUCCACCACUGGUUUGGAUCAAUGUGCCGUCACAUAUCCGAGUUAUACUGCUGAGGAUCAUGUAUGGUAUUGCCGUGGACCUUCCAUGUGCUGCCAUCGCGUACUGUGAUUCUGAUCCACAAUUUGACAUCGUAAUCCGACAAUACGCUAGAGCACUUGUUCAACUGGAUGGCAGCUAUUUCGAUAGCAGCAUUUCUGUUAUGGAGGAUAUGGAACCAGACCACUUGGCUGCACUCAACCUCAUUCGAAAGUGCUUCUCGAUGGAUGUGAUUAAUUGCGUCCCAGCUCUGAAACAACCUAUUGCCGUCGAAGGAAGCUUUGUGAAUUGUAAACCAAAGCUCGGUGAUGACGUUCUUACAAGAUCUAUUCAGAAAGCCCUUGUCGACAACAGACACCAAGUAAUCGACAAGAAGCUCUCCUUUUCCAGUAUUUCAAAGUGGCAUCGGCCUCAACUCGAAUCAGCUGCUACCAAAUUGCUCCACUUGGUGAAUGGAGGAUUCAGUUCGACGACCAAGACAUAUGAGCCUCGUAUUAUGGGAGCUAAGACAAUGAAAACAGUCAAAUACAAUAGUGGCAGCCUCCAUUUGAAAACUCGCUUUUUACCAUCAAUUGAGUUACCAACUCAGCUGACUGCCAAGCACUCAGAAAUAAAGGCUAUUAGCUUAGUUACCGAAUCACUCUUUACUACUCUGUACAUGCAGCUGAGUGACCAAAACCAAUGUCGUGACAUAUCCCACCGAUCCUUUCAAACUGUGAGACCCGGAGGCGGCACCAUCCGACCAUUCACUUUAAAUCUCCGCUCUGACAUAAACAACACAUUCAAAGGGUCAUUCAAAUGUUUACAAUAUACAUUGAACAUCAUCUUAAGCGGUGAACAAGCUCGGUCGAUCCUCGCAGUGAAGCCAUUGAAAGCAGUCAAAUACAUUAUUGGCAAUAUCCAUUUGAAAACUCGAUUUUUACCAUCAAUUGAGUUACCAGCUCAGCUGACUGCCAAUCAUUCAGAAAUAAAGUUGGGCGACCAAAACCAAAGUCCUGACGUAUGCCACCGAUCUUAUUCAACUGUGAGAGUGAAGACAUUAAAAACAGUCCAAUAUAAUAUUGGCACCCUCCAUUUGGUAACUCACUUUUUACCAUCAACUGAGUUACCAUCUCAACCGACUGCUAAGCACUCAAAAAUAAAGGCUCUUAGCUUAUUUAGCCAGCAUCUCUUUACCACACCACACAUGCAUUUGGGCAACCAAAACCAAUGCCGUGGCCUAUGCCACAAUUCGUACUUAUCUGUGAGAGUGAAGACAUUGAAAACAGUCAAAAAUAAUAUUGGCACCAUCUAUUUGAAAACUUGUUUUUUACCAUCAAUUGAGUUACCAACUCAGCUGACUGCCAAACACUCAGAAAUAAAGGCUCUUAGCUUAGCUAGCCAACAUCUCUUUGCCACUUCAUGCAUGCAGUUGGGCGACCAAAACCAAUGUCGUGACAUGUGCCACCGAUCCUAUUCCAUUGCGAGACCGAGUAAUGGCACCAUUCCACCAUUCACUUUAAACAUCUGCUAUGAGAUCAACAACACAUUCAAAGUGUCAUUCAAAUGUUUCCAAUAUACAUUGGAUAUCAUCGUCGGUGGACAAGCUCGGUCGUUCCUCGCAGUGAUCGCAAGAAUGGUGAUCUACUUUGCCGGUGGUAACUUCAAGAACGGAUAUGAAAAUCGGUGCGUGGUGGGCGUCGAGAGAAAUGCAAUAUUAGAUACAAUGUGGCAUCUUAUCCCCUUUAUGAAGGCGAUGUGCAGUCUGUUCUACUGGGUAUAUUUUAGGAACCAACAACUAUUGUUCACCCCUGCUAUAACGGCACCACCACAGGAUGCAGAAUACCAAACUAUCUUAACAACGGACACCACAUCUUAUUCUUGUACAGACAGCACAGAACCUCAGUCGUGCCAAAGCUUAGUCAAAAGUAGUCAAAACAGCCCCAUCAGUGCUGUCACUGACAUUCCUGCAACUGCACACUACUCUGUCGAGAACGCCACCUUGCCUGUGGACCACCGACCAGAACUAAUCUUCAUUGAUACUGAUGAUUUUGAAGGCGAAAAUCGUUCUUUUGGUGCACCACUGAGUGGGAAAUGGCAGAAUCUUCUCCGUCUUUCAAACUCAUAUCACGAUCUCGGACAGGGAGGUGGCAAGUUCACAUCAGCAUCAUUGUCACCACUUAAGGCACCAGAAGAUGUAAUCUUGCCUGACUAUCUCGUGAAAUUAGACAACAUUAUGCCAAAUGAGCUUGAGAUCAUAUCGAUGGAAGAUUUGUGCCCAGUCGUUCUUUCUGGAAAACAGGUUCAACUUGGUAAGGGUGCUUACGGAGAAGUCUUGUUAAAACGUCUGGAUCAUUCUGAUGGCCCACUUGUUGCAGUAAAAUCAUGUGACGUUGCAAGUGGAGGAGAUACAUCGAAGCAGUUCAGAGAUGAAUUUUUAAUUUACCUCGAAGCUCGAGUGCUGAUGUUCCUAUCGAAGGAAAGCAGAGCCUUUCCGUACGUUUAUGGAAUCUGCGAAAAAGCUUGGUUCGAAUCCCGUAAAAGCAUUGUCAUUGAAUACGUCGGACAUCCAACUCGCUUUAAGUCUAUGACUCUCUUUAAAGCCAUCACUUUCAAAGAUCCGAAUCUUACGAUCUCAGAUGGACUACAUGUGGCACGUGACAUGGCAGAAGGCGUACAGGUGAUGCAAAAACAUGGCUUGAUUCAUAACGAUUUGGCCAGUAGAAAUAUUCUCCUUUACCAUGAUGGCGAACGCUGGGCAGCAAAAAUCACCGAUUUCGGUUCAGUCUGUCAUGCAUCCGCUCCAUUCGACUUCUUCAAGCUUAACAACACUCCUGCAGCACAACGUCAACAGUGCAUAGCAGCUCACAGAGAAUAUGCCCCAGAGCUUCAUUUCCCAAACUCACCACCAACGUUUGCCUCCGACAUACACAGCCUGGGCAACAUGUUUUGGGAAAUGGGUACUCAUUUACGUAUGAGAACUUUAUAUGAAAUGAGCAAACUCUGCACUCACGUCGACCCACAGCGGAGACCACCCAUUGACGAUCUUGUCAACACGUUGGCAAACAAAAUCAAUAACUUAUAAAUAAACUAAAUCACCUAUCGUGAUAAUGUAAAAUAUAAAAAAAAACAAUUAUGUA
Molecule: messenger RNA, 3337 nt
Organism: Anneissia japonica
Lineage: Eukaryota; Metazoa; Echinodermata; Crinoidea; Comatulida; Comatulidae
Exons: 9
Coding region: 1-3282 (1093 amino acids)
Biological process (GO): protein phosphorylation
Molecular function (GO): ATP binding; protein tyrosine kinase activity
Source: RefSeq, a predicted model, not a curated record